AUGUACAGUGUACAAGCAACUGACUCGCAAGCACAACAAUUUCUUAAGCAAGAAAUCUCAACAACCACCGCCAUUCAACUCCACCGUCAACGUAGAACAAUUCCAACAACACCCAGCUACAGAAUCUUCGUCCAAGUGGUUGUGCCACGUUCGUAUGUUAAUGUAACUGAGGGUCACCAACCUCCCAAACCUAAUCCCACAUAUCCUAACAACGGAGGCGAGCUUCUUAAAUUCCUCAACGAGUUCAAAGCCAUCCCAAACCGUCUCAUAGCACUCCUCACCACUGCCCUCUCAAAUCUCACAAAUAUCAACAAUGCCAACUAA
This is a messenger RNA of Macrosiphum euphorbiae (potato aphid), 324 nucleotides long. The record is from the annotation of a GenBank genome assembly. Lineage: Eukaryota; Metazoa; Arthropoda; Insecta; Hemiptera; Aphididae.